Dipodomys ordii (Ord's kangaroo rat) is the source of this 4531-nucleotide messenger RNA. RefSeq names its product ring finger and WD repeat domain 3 (gene Rfwd3). Lineage: Eukaryota; Metazoa; Chordata; Mammalia; Rodentia; Heteromyidae. Gene Ontology annotation, molecular function: protein binding; ubiquitin protein ligase activity. Bases 171 to 2123 code for a protein of 650 amino acids. The transcript is spliced from 11 exons. Gene Ontology annotation, cellular component: nucleus; site of double-strand break. Gene Ontology annotation, biological process: interstrand cross-link repair; double-strand break repair via homologous recombination; protein ubiquitination. The record is from RefSeq and is a predicted model, not a curated record.
GUCUGCCGAGGUAACCGUAAACGUCGGAGCUCGUCCGGCUGACCGCCGCGGUCUUUCGGCCUUAGCAAAACUGGCCUCUUAUUUCUCUCCAAGCUUCGAGCCUCCAGUUUUGGCCUAACUUCACUGGGUUACGGUCCCUAGUCGUGGGGCCUAGAGUCGCCGCAGAAGUAAUGGCUCAUGAAGCAAUGGACUGUGAUCUUCAGGAUCAGUUAGGUGAUCCUACCGAACCACCUGCUCCUGCUGUACUGGUCAGUAGUCAAGAGGCACCACCCCCGCUCCAGCCUGCCCUGCCAGAGUCUGUUGACUUGACUGCCGAAGUAGAGGGUGUGGAAAACAGCAAUCCAGAAACUUCAGAGGAGCAUAGGCACAUGUCUGAUGCUAACCACAGAAACCGAGUAUCUUCCUUGGCUUCUAUAACCAACUUCAUCACUGGGCUGCAGAGACUUCAUGGCAUGCUGGAAUCCCUGAGACCUCUUCCUUCAAAUUUGAACCACAGUGGAGGGCCAGUGAGAAUAAGGAGGAGAAGAGAGUCUGCGUUACAUAGAGCAAGAGGUGGAGCCUCUCAGAGAACAGGCAAUGCUAGGUCAAGAGCACCAUUGGAUGCUUACUUUCAAGUGAGCAGGACCCAGCCUCAAUUGCCAGCUGCCUCUUCUGAUUCAGAAACUAGAAAUCCCAGAUCUGAAGACUUGCAUGUAUCAGGUGGUUCUCAUUCUGACAGUGACAGCUCUGUAGAGAAUGAAGAGGUGGUUGGUCAGGCAGAAGAACCUGGAACUGUCAUUUCAGAAGAGCAAGAAAGAGUUACCACAGCAGAGGAAGAAGUGCCAUUUAUCAGUGAAGGAAAUACCCAGUCCAAACAGCUGUUACUACUUUUCCCUUCUAGUGACUUACUGAAGGAACAAACACUCAGAAAGAAGGCAGAGUUAGAAUCUGCACAGUGUCGCCUGCAACUUCAGGUCCUCACUGAUGAAUGCACUAAACUUCAUGAUCGUGUACAGGACUUGCAAAAACUUAUUGUAUGGCACCGGGACCAGAUUUUACGGCAACCUGGGUGCUCCCAAGGUAGUCUUCCAACAUGCCUGUCUUUCAGCCAGGGACAGCAUAAGUACCACUUUCAAAAGAACUUUACAGUGUCUCAGACAGGAAAUUGCCGAAUCAUGGCAUACUCUGAUGCCCUGAGCUGCUUGGCGAUCUCACAGCCUUCUCCUCAGGCUGCCUUCCUUCCAGGCUUUGGUGUAAAGAUGUUAAGUACUGCCAAUAUGAAAAGCAGUCAGUACAUUCCAAUGCAUAGCAAACAGAUCCGUGGACUGGCCUUCAACCAGGAGUCCAGAGGUUUACUGCUCUCUGCUUCACUAGACAACACUAUUAAACUGACCAGCCUGGAGACAAAUACUGUGGUUCAGACUUACAAUACUGGACGCCCUGUAUGGAGUUGUUGCUGGUGUCUUGAUGAAAACAAUUACAUCUAUGCUGGACUGGCCAAUGGUUCAAUUCUGGUAUAUGAUCUUCGAAACACAGGCUUUCAUAUGCAGGAAUUAGUACCUCAGAAAGCCAGAUGUCCACUGGUAUCCCUGUCAUACAUGACCAGAGCUGCUUCAGCUGCAUUUCCUUAUGGUGGGGUGCUUGCUGGAACCUUGGAGAAUGCUUCCUUCUGGGAACAGAAAUCUGAUUUUUCUCACUGGCCUCAUGUGCUACAAAUGGAGCCAGGGGGCUAUGUAGACUUUCAGAUAGAGAACAGAACCCGACACUGUCUUGUAAGCUAUAGACCUGAUAAAAUCCACAAGACCAUACGAAGUGUACUGAUGGAACUAUCCUACAAAGUGGGUGAUACUGGAGAGACACUCUGCUCCUGCCAACCUGUGCAGACAUUCCUUGGGGGACCCACCUGCAAACUGUUGACCAAAAAUGCUAUUUUCCAAAGCCCAGUGAAUGAUGGCAGCAUCUUGGUGUGUACUGGAGAUGAAGCAACAAAUUCUGCCCAGCUGUGGAGUGCUUGCAGUGGCUCAAUACUGCAGACCCUGAAGUGUGAUCAGCCUGUCUUGGACAUCUGCCCAUUUGAUGUGAAUCAUAACAGCUAUUUGGCUACUUUAACCGAGAAGACUGUCCAUAUCUAUAAAUGGGAGUGAUCAUGGUCAUGAGACUUUCAGACUCAUGGUUAAUGUUAAAUGUUGUUUAUAGCAUCUAGCAACCCUGAAAUCUCUGCUUAUUGCCUACAAACUAGAACUUCAUAGUUCAUUUGGAUUAUUGUAAAUUUAGAACUUAAGGGCCACUGAGACACUGUGUUGUCUGUUGUGUGUAUGCAAUUGUUCAUCUGUUGUAUCCAUUUAAAGAGUAAGUGGUACUCUAUCUUCAUUUCUUGGGUUAAAAUCUUCAUGUAUCUUUGCUGGGAAUUUUUAUUUUCUAAGAUCUGAUGGACCUUGGUGAGUCUUCUCAGCAGCAGUUUGUGUGUGUGUACCAAACAUUUUCUGGAGUAUAUGACCUCAGUUGUCUAUUGGCUUGGGAGAGCUACAUCCUAGAAAGUGAUUUACUUGCACUCAGAGGUUUUCCUUCCAUUGAACACAAGAGGGCACUGUAGAACUCUGUAGGUUUGAUUUAUUUCUGAGUUUACAGGCUGGUAACCAAUUGGUAACUUGGUCUUAUCCCCCACAGAAAUGUGUGUUGUAUAUUGUGUGCUUUGUAGUAACAAAGUCAUUUUACAGCCACCCAGUGCUAGGAUGUUGGCAAGUCCUAUGAUGAAUAAAAGUGACUGGUUGUCUAUAUAGAACCUUACUUAGUUAAUGGCCAGUUUGUUGCAUUAUUAUUGUUAAGGAGGACCAGUUGUUUGAGCAAUAGGGAAAUACUAUCUUCUAGCUAGCUUAGGAUCUCAGGGUUUUAUCAAAGACAGUGAGUGCUUUAAUGACUAUUUCCUUCUUGCUGGGAAAAAAACAAGUGGCAUGACAAAGCUUUUACUUGAGUCUUCCCUAAUACUAGAGAUGAGAACAAGGGACUAAGUUUUUCAGACUGUUGUAUAUAAUGAGGUGGAGGGCUUGUCUCAUUUUGAUAAAGUACCUAUCUUAAUAGGACCAAUCUUUUUGAAGUUAGAAGUUGUUUUUUAAGUAUUUAUAAUUCCCAAGGCUUUCCUAUGUGAACCUGAUGUUUGAUUCUAAGUACCUAAUCUUCUCUGGAAGCAUUGGUGAAAUUUUUGUUCACAGAAAGAUGAUAGUGAUUGAAGACCUAUCAGUAACAGGAAGGUACCUACCAACUUUCAUUCCUGUCCUGGAUUAUUCAACUUGGGGAGCCCAGUAGAUACUCGGGUUCUAUUCAUCCACUCUGCUGUUCCUCUAAACCACUAUCCAUUGGGACUUGCCUCAAGGUAUGAGCAAGUCCGUGUUCUUAGGAGCAGCAGCAUGGCUAUUAAUGUGACUCUCUUAAGUAAUUGUUAUGAGAUAGUACCUUUUUAUAACAAUUCAGACUAUAAAUUCCUGAGCUAUUACCAAGAUAUUUCUUACUAUUAAGGGAUUGUUAGCGUAGAUUUCCCCAGAGUUCCAAGUUCUAGCUAUGUCUUUUAGUAAAACACAUUUGAGGAUAUUUAAUUUUGAGGAUGUUUUAUUUUUAAGGAUAUCUUUUUAAAAGCCAGCUUUCAUAGCCUGUGGAAAGCCCACCUUUCUCAGGGAAGUUAAUUCUUGAUAUGUUGAAGCCUGGAGCUUCAGAGGCAGAAUAGUAUUUGAAUUGAAAAGCAAAAUGCAAGCACUAUAUAGUGGCAUGUUUAGUGAUAUGGUACACUUGUAUGACCUGGGAAUCUGAGGCCAGGAAGGUCUCAAUUCAAGUUCAGUUGUUGGCUAUAUAGUGAGUUUGAGGCCAGCAAAUGUACCUAGCAAGACUCUCCACCCUACCUUGACCCCCCUCCCAAAAAAAAAGAUAAAACUAGUUUGACUGCAAUAGAUUGCCACAGAGAGGAUGCAGAUAGAGCAGAAUUAGGAUUUAACUUAUCUUGUGGCAAGUCAGUUUACAUCAGUUGAUGUUAAUUGGUUUUUCCAAGAGUAGGAACUAGGGGACUUUUAACCAAGGAAGUUGAAUGGAUGUCAAAUAUUCCCAAUCCUUUACAUUUUGCAAUUCUAAAUUUGGAUUUUGGUGCUGAGGAUUGGUCUCUGCACUGGAAAAAAGAGAAAAAGAAAACUUCAGGCCAAGCAUGUAGCACACACCUGUAAUCCCCAGAACUCUGGAAGUAGAGGCAGAAAGAUUUCAAGUCUUAGGCCAGCCUGGGCUACUGAAGAAGACCCUAUCUUAACCCAAAAGAAAAGGUACUGUCACCCCUACUUUUGUAGCAGACUUCAUUUAAAAACCUAGGCUCUAGUCUCCUCAGCACCACCAGGGUCCCUGCCCCUCUGUUUUUUUACCCCUAUCUUCAAAAUUGUUCUUCCAUUUUAGAGUUUGAAAUUCAGCAAAUUCAAAAUAUCUUGUCAUUGUAUGUAUCCUCGCAUCUGGCUUGAAAACAAGGCAAUGGAAUUUCUGUGUUUAAUGUACAUAUGAAAAUAAAGGAUUUUUCCAUGUGUUA